Messenger RNA from Lytechinus pictus (painted urchin), 4303 nucleotides. RefSeq names its product tripartite motif-containing protein 2-like. Gene Ontology annotation, molecular function: protein binding; zinc ion binding; ubiquitin protein ligase activity. The record is from RefSeq and is a predicted model, not a curated record. Bases 401 to 2236 code for a protein of 611 amino acids. Gene Ontology annotation, biological process: protein monoubiquitination. The transcript has 2 exons. Lineage: Eukaryota; Metazoa; Echinodermata; Echinoidea; Temnopleuroida; Toxopneustidae.
GUUGAUGAAUUGCUAUCAUACGAUAAAGGUUUAAUUUCUUUCAUUAUAAUCAUUGCUCUUUUUUAAUUCCAAGUCUCAUUGACACAAAGUCAUGAGGUAAUGUGAAAAACUUAUAUCUAAAGGCAUGCGAUCGUAUUAUAUAGAGGUAUAGAGGUACAGAAUACCAUCAUCGUCAUGGUUAUUGUAAUAACUAUUUGAUAUUUCAAUGCUCGGUGGAAUUUCCCCGUCACUUGAAUAGACUGCAUGGUAAAUAAUGUAAAAUUCGUUCACGAUGAUUGAAUCACAUUGUAAUAAGUGCACAACACCGUGGACAUGGUGGAGGACUGAGACCAAUAACAUUGCCUUUUUAUAUAACGAAAUUAACUUUUGGAAUUAACGGAUAUAGACAAAGAUUCAAGUCAUGGCUGAGGAAUUAAAAGAAACGAUUUCUCAGAGUCUGGAGUGUCCUGUUUGUCUGACUACCUUCACUGAUCCCAAGAUCCUGUCUUGUUCACACACCUACUGCAAGGUCUGUCUGGAAAAGCUCUUGGAAUCCCGUGGUGAUGAUCAGAUGAUCCGAUGCCCUGUCUGCAGAGAUGAUACCCAGGUUCCAAACCAAGAUGUCAGCAAACUACCGGCAAGCCUAGCUUUGAGGAAUCUUAUAGAGGACGUGAAAAAUCAACAUCAAAUUUGCACAAAUUGUGAUUCCGAGGAUAAGCCCAAAGCUGUUGUCUACUGCCAAGACUGUGGCAAGUAUCUAUGUAAUACUUGCCAUAAUAUGCACUCUCAGUGGAAAGACUUCGUCAAUCAUGAGAUCAUAGCCAUGAGUGAGAUCUCGUCAGGAAAGGUGUCAAUACGUAGAUACCGGAAAUGCAGGACACAUCCGAAAGAAGAUGAAGAAUGUUUCUGUUCUAACUGUAAGAGAUUCACAUGCUUCAGGUGUGCUGUUAUGGAACAUAAAGAUCAAGGACACCAGGUCAUCGAGUCAGCUGCUUAUGAAAGUAAUCACACGAAGACCAUCGACGAGCUUACAUCCAAGGUGGAGAAGAAACAAUCUUGCUUUCAGAAUUACAUCGAUCUCAUCGAUCAAGAGAAGAAGUGUGUGGAUAAUGCUACAAAGCAUUGUACAGAUGACAUCAACAAAGCAUAUGAUGAAGCAGUUCAGCAGUUGACAGAGAAGAGAGAAAUCCUACUUGGUGAAGUCAAGGGAAAGACUGAAAGAGUAGGGGAAGCCCUAGAAGAAAUGAAGAAAUCAGCUCAGCAGCGCAUCGAUCAGUUGAUGACCAUUGCUGAGAUGGUAACCAAUAGGAGAAAUGCACCAGUAGACAUGGAUACUUUGGCUGUGUAUGACACUUUAUGUGAAGACCUACAAGAGGCCUUAAAUCAGAAAAAUCCUGAUUAUGAGCAGCCGAAUAAAACUAGCGGGAAGGUGAAAAGUUCCAGUUUUGAGAGAAAUAUCGGAAAGGACGAGCUAGGUCUUGGAAAAAUUGUUAAUGAGGUUGUAAAGAACAUUUCUUUGCCUACUAAAAAUAGCAUGAAUGCCAUGAUAAACACACCAGAUGGUAGGAUGGCUGUAGGAUAUGGUGAAGCGCGUGGUGUGAACAUCUUCUCUGCUGAUGGUCAUCUCCAGCAGACAGUCCUCAAGGAUGUUAGGAUUGAUUCAUUAGGUUUCCUCUCUGAUGGUCGAUGUGUUGUAAUUGAUAAGUCAAACACUGUAGCACUGUACACACAAGAGUUCACAAAGUUGGAUGUGAUGUUUGAGACUCUGAAUCACGCUGAAGGUGGGUUUUCUGACCUCACUGUUGAUAGUGAUGAUCUGAUCUAUGUUAGCUACAGGAAACCCACGAAGAUCCAAGUGUUCUCAUCAGCAGGUGGGAAGGCAAUCAAGGAGAUACCAUGCCACGGAUAUGUGCCUUGGCAAAUCGCUUCUUACAAUAAUUCACUAAUCAUAAGUUCAUAUAAUACUGUACGAUUGAUAGACAAAGAAGGUGAUAUAAAGCAUACAUUAACCAAACCAAGUAAAACAUACCUAUACGCUGCAGUGUCUCAAAGCAAUACAAUCCUGAUAGCCACGGUGAAGUACGAUGAAGGUUUGGUGAGCAUCGAUGAGUACACAGACGAGCCGAAGCACGUUCGGAACUUCGUUAUUGAGUACAAGAUUGAGAAGCCUACGAGAAAUUGGUAUUAUCUCCAGCAGUACCGAUCAGGAGAGAUCGCCUUCUGCACUUCUGAUAACCUCUAUAUUAUGAUAACAUAAAAUAAUGGAUGAAACCGCAAGAAAUACGUCGUAUAAUAAAAUUGAAAACAGCGUUAAAAAUUGACUUUCUAGAUGACAUAAAUUUCUUCAUAAAGUUCUUCAACUUUCCUAGAAAAAAUCCAAAAUUAUCAGUAACCGGCACUUUCGCUGUGUCUUUAUUUUACGAUGCUUAAGCUCAUCAGAAGUGAAUAGAAUGUGGAUAUAAACUUUGACAUAAUGGUUAAAAGUAGUCCAAGACAUUAUUAAAAAACAAUCUGUUUUCAGAUGUCUCGGUAUUUUCUUAUCCAAUCCCGAUCAAAUUGAAUUUAUCUGACUGAUUUGUGGAAAAUGUAAUAAAUGAAAUGAAUCAAUAAAAAAUGCAAUAAAUGAAUUUUUAAUUGAUAAAAUUGUAUUGCUACAUUCAUGCCAAUAUAUCAAUUUCAAAUGCAAACACAAUUUAAUGUAAAAGAUUGAAGAACCCUUUAAUGAUCAACGGUGACAUUUCAGAUAUUCACCAUGUACAGUAUGGUUAAACAGGAUUGCUUAGAAUAUAAAGAAACAUUUAUGAAAAUAUGAAAAUUAAUGGAUGAUUUACAACAAUUCUGAAUAGAGAUAACAGGGCCAUGGGAACGACUUUUUAACUGGGGUGCUGAAGUAAUUUUGAAAAGCAAAAAUAACAUAAAAAAAUAAACAAAAUAAAAGGGUUUUCACUACAAAGUGGAGAUCCAUCCCCAGCACCCCGCUUCCCAGGGCCAUGUGAAUGAAGGUAAAAUACUUGCUUACAGUAAUUCAAAGAUGGUGCAUUUCUGAUGUCUUUUGUUCCCUUUUUAGGACCUAUAAAACGAACAUUAUGUUGAUAAGAACACGUCCUGCGUCUCAGCAAAUGUACAUUAAGAGGAGCGUGUAUUGUAUUGUAUAUAAAUUCUGAUUUGUAUCAAACAACUGAGAAAAAUGAACAGGCAUCAGCCGAUUGAUACACUGAUAAAUAAAAAUACAAUAUUGAAAAAUGAGGAAAAUCGUUUGUUAGUUCGAUCGCGAAUGAGCACAAUAUGUGAUAUGGAUCGGUAACCGUGAAAUUGAUAAUAAUAAGAGAUAGGGCAGGGCCCUGGGAACGAUUUUUUUGACUGGGGGUGCUGAUGUAAAUUUGGCAAGCGAAAAAAAAAGUUUCUUUACAAAAUGAUUACAUUUCUCCAUUUUGUCACACCUUCCGGAAUUCCAGGGGCUGCUGCCUAUGGAGAAUAAUACACGCAGCACACCCAAGGAAAAUAUUGGGGGUGCUUCAGCAUCCUCGGCACCCCCCCCCCCGCUUUCCAGGACUAUGAGAGAUAAUCAUUUGACGCCAAUAUUAUGGAGCAGCAGCGACAUUUGUUUUGAGCAAAAUAUUCACAACACAUGUUUCUCUAACCAUGCUCUACCGGAGUUACUCAAUUCUCCCUCUCCUUCUCUUAGUCCUCCUUAUAUUUUGUAUUUUGUUAUCUAGUUUGCGUUACGCAGGCGUAUCCUGCUCCUCGUCGUUUUCCAGGGGUUUUAUGCUUAUAUCAUUCAGACAGUUUGUAUAUAUUUGUAUUUUGUACAUUUCAGUUGAUCAUUUCUAUCGAUUUGUACUUGUCGGAGAAAAGAUGUACAAUGAAAAAGAAGAAAUUGUAUCAUGUAUUCAAUUUACUUGUAGCAGUUAUACUCACAUUAAAAAACAAAUAUUUGAUCUUGCAGUUGCCUGCAUAGAGUUACACAUGUGGACUAUGCAUUCUCCAUACUUAAAAUAGUAUGUACAUUAUGUAAAACAAUAGAAUUUUAUCAAAAUCAGAAAUGAAAUAACAAAGUUAUGGCUUUUCAAAAUUUUCAUUAUGCAUUUUAUUCCUUUAUCUGUGAAACAGUUCAUGAAUAUGGUUUGAGUGAGUUUACUAUCACUUUAUACUUUUUUGUAUUUUAUUAUGAAAAAUUAUAAUUAUCAUUUUAGUUUCUGUCUGUAGAAUAUUUAAAAUAAUUAUGAUUGAUUACUGAACGAAUGUGAUGUGCAAGAAACACAUCGUUUGUAUAAUGUUUAUUUUCUUGUUUGUAGUUGGUUUGUACAGGUAGAAGAAGAGGUGU